Messenger RNA from Staurois parvus, 434 nucleotides. The record is from the annotation of a GenBank genome assembly. Lineage: Eukaryota; Metazoa; Chordata; Amphibia; Anura; Ranidae.
AGGAGAUGACCAGAGACUGCAGACACAGUACAGGAGAUGACCAGAGACUGCAGACAUAGUACAGGAGAUGACCAGAGAGCAGACAUAGUACAGGAGAUGACCAGAGACUGAGGACAUAGUACAGGAGAUGACCAGAGACUGCGGACACAGUACAGGAGAUGACCGGAGACUGUAGACAUAGUACAGGAGAUGACCAGAGACUGCGGACACAGUACAGGAGAUGACCAGAGACUGCGGACACAGUACAGGAGAUGACCAGAGACUGCGGACACAGUACAGGAGAUGACCAGAGACCUUUCAGCAAUGCAGUAUAUGGGGGGGGAGGACAUACCUGGCCAGCCGGGCUCAGCAUCCUCUCUGAGGGCGGGGCUCCCACUCACAUCUCAGCUUCUAGUAGCAGUUCCCUCCUGAGCAUACAGGCUGCAUGGGGCAGG